GCAUGUCGCCAUCAUAUGCAAUGAUAUUGGAAGAAGUAAUACCUAAAGUAUCUACCAAACCUAAAAGACCUAUUGGAAAGAAUGAACCACAAUUACAGAAGGGGCUCACAGUAAGAUAUCUAUUAAAACAAGCCCUGUUCGUUUUUCCAUUCACGAGAAGUGUAACAGAUGCAGGAACAUCCUCACUUUGUGAGACUAUCUGUUCGGGAGUUACAGGAGUAAUAUUAGUUAUAGAAUCAUUUGUUUCACAGUGUAUUGAAGUUUUUUUAUCAGAGUGGAAUUCGAUAGAUAGAAAAGUUAUUUGUGAUUCGGAUUGGGUUGAGCUAUGUUCUAUUUCAGGUAUAGAAUCAGGAUUAAUAGCUUCCUCCUUAUCAGGUUGGCUCUUAGUCUUUAGCUGGUUCACAUCGGUAUAUGACGAAAUAUUCUUUAUGGGUGUAUUAUCAGAAUUUAUUUCAGGAAGAAUGG
Messenger RNA from Racocetra persica, 465 nucleotides. NCBI's taxonomy places the organism in Eukaryota, Fungi, Glomeromycota, Glomeromycetes, Diversisporales, Gigasporaceae. The record is from the annotation of a GenBank genome assembly.